UUUUACACGCGCAGCCGUCCUCCACGGGACGGUCAGCUUAUUUCCUCCUUUUACAUUAUUUCUUCUUUUUAAAACAAUAUUAUUAUUUUCAUCAGAUUCCCCACCAGCUGUCCCAGUGUGCCCGUCUGAGCCCGGGACCGGCUGUCCUCAGACCAGCCGCCCCACACAGAUCCUCCAGCUGUGGGGCUCCAGUCCCUCAGGCUGGGGCGGCCAUGUUGUUGGUGUGUGUGUGUGGGUGGGGGGGUUGAUGGAAGUUUAGGGAAGUAAAGGCUCCGUCUCCAGGAUCCCACUUUUCCUCCCCCCCACCCCACCCCUUCUAUUUUUUUUCUUCCCAAUCAGCGGCAUGACGGAUUCUUUCUCCCCUCUCCUCUGACGACCACCAUGACCGCUUCCUCACCGCCUCCAUCAGCGACCCGCGAGCCGCUUUUGACGGAACCAGAAUCGAACCGCUGGAUGGAGGAAGUCAGGAUGAAGGAGGCGGCUCGGUCCCGACUGGAAUAACUCGGAUUUACUUYGUCCUGGUCUGAUUCGAAGAAGAAGUGGAGGGGAGAAAACCAGCUCGGAGGAACGCGGGAUUUCAGAAGGCAGGGUGAGACAAUGGGCUGCGUUAAAAGCAAAGAAGACAAAGGCCCCACCCUGAAGUAUCAGACAGAGAACUCCCCAGGGUCAGACGCCAACGCCGCCGCUGCCACGCCUCACGCCGGUCACUACGGGCCAGACCCGACCCAGCCGCAGCUGAACCAGGCCGCCUCGUCUUCAGCUGGCUCCGGAGCUGGGACCUUCAACCACGCCCUCGCUCCCUUUGGAGGCUCCUCCUCGGCCAUGACGCCUUUUGGAGGAACGUCAACCUCGUUCUCUGGUCCCAUGUCCAACUCAUUCUCUGGUGCCGUCUCGAGCGGCGUUACUUUCUUUGUUGCCUUGUAUGAUUACGAAGCAAGAACGUCGGAUGAUCUUACGUUUAAAAAGGGAGAUCGCUUUCAGAUCAUCAACAAUACAGAAGGAGACUGGUGGGAGGCUCGCUCCAUCAACACGGGGAAGAAAGGCUACAUCCCCAGCAAUUAUGUGGCCCCUGCUGACUCCAUUCAGGCUGAAGAGUGGUACUUUGGGAAAAUGGGACGCAAAGAUGCUGAGAGGUUGCUGCUCAUUCCGGGCAACAAUCGAGGAACCUUCCUGGUGCGAGAAAGCGAAACAACUAAAGGUGCUUAUUCGCUCUCUAUUCGAGACUGGGACGAUGCCAAAGGAGACAAUGUGAAACACUACAAGAUCCGCAAGCUUGACAAUGGGGGAUACUACAUCACCACACGGGCCCAGUUUGACACAUUACAGAAGCUCGUCAAACACUACACAGAGCAUUCGGACGGUCUCUGCCACAAGCUGACCACAGUUUGCCCCACAGUCAAGCCUCAGACUCAGGGACUGGCUAAAGAUGCCUGGGAGAUUCCAAGGGAGUCGCUGCAGCUGGAGGUCAAACUGGGCCAGGGCUGCUUUGGAGAGGUCUGGAUGGGCACGUGGAAUGGCACCACUAAAGUGGCCAUAAAGACGCUGAAGCCAGGCACCAUGUCGCCCGAGGCCUUCCUCCAGGAGGCUCAGAUCAUGAAGAAACUCAGGCAUGACAAACUAGUGCCUCUUUACGCAGUUGUUUCUGAGGAACCCAUCUACAUCGUCACAGAGUACAUGUCCAAAGGAAGCUUGCUUGAUUUUGUCAAAGAAGGCGAUGGUAAAUUCCUAAAGCUCAUCACCUUGGUGGACAUGGCUGCAAAGRUCGCCGACGGGAUGGCUUUCAUCGAGAGGAUGAACUACAUUCACAGAGAUYUGCGCGCGGCAAAUAUCCUCGUGGGCGAGAACCUGGCGUGCAAGAUCGCCGACUUUGGGUUAGCCAGGUUAAUAGAAGACAACGAGUACACGGCGAGACAAGGAGCUAAAUUUCCCAUCAAAUGGACGGCGCCGGAGGCGGCGCUGUACGGUCGCUUCACCAUCAAAUCAGAUGUCUGGUCCUUUGGGAUCCUUCUCACCGAGCUCGUUACUAAAGGCAGGGUACCCUACCCAGGUAUGGUGAACCGGGAGGUGCUGGAACAAGURGAGAGAGGCUACCGGAUGCCCUGCCCACAGGGAUGCCCCGAGUCCCUGCACGAGAUGAUGAAGCUCUGCUGGAAGAAGGAGCCGGACGAGAGGCCCACAUUCGAGUACCUGCAGUCCUUCCUGGAGGACUAUUUCACCUCCACAGAGCCGCAGUACCAACCUGGAGAAAACCUAUAGCCAGAGGAGGCUCAUUAAAAGACUUCAGACGUCAGUGUCGCUCACACACACCACGCUUUCUUUUCUCCUGCGUCUGAUCAUAGUUUGAUGCUCACUGAUGGCGCUACAAGAUGUUACUGUGUCAUUUGUUUAUGUAAUUGRCUAAGUUCAUGGGCACAAAUGUUACUGUUUUAAAUACAUGUGAGAGUUUUCUGUUUCUGUGAAAUAAGCUGUAAUUAAGCCUUCAGAAGGGGGAAAAAUAAGACAAUUUGAUUCGUUUUAUAUGGUUUAAUGUGGAAAUCUUUUACUCAUCUGACUCUAAAUUGUAGUUCUUUUAGAUUUUUAGGAAAUGUAGCAUAUGUAAUUAUACAUACAUACAUAUAUAUAUAUAUAUAUAUAUAUAUAUAUAGUUUGAAAAUAGAAGGUCUCAAGACGGUUGAUGCUUUUUAUCAUGAUUCAUUUGAGGGUGAUGUUCCAAAAGUAAAUCCAACAAAACUUUACUUUAUUUCCAUUUUGCAUGUUAAAGGUCACUUUGUGAGACUGGGAUCGUGGCUUUUCUGCUUAUUUAUUUUAUUUUUCAUGUGCACAUAUUUAUUACUGUAUGAAUUUUGUUUUAUUACACGGACUUUGUGUUUUAUGCUCUAUUUCAAACUUUUCUUUCCAGUUCGCCACCCUCGAACGCUCACUGUCCUGGUUAUUAUCUGCUCACUAUAAUCAUUACAGCUAAACGCUCUGUAUAAUGUGGUAUCUGUGUGGUYUUACUGUGGAAUCUGUGAUGAAAACAAUGAACUUUAGUGGCUUUUGGCCAAGCCGUCAAAAGAUGCUAAGUUGCUUCCAGACAAGCACGGAGAAAGAUUUUACUUCAAGAAAAACAAAAUCUACAAAACUGUGACUGCUGAACUCAUACACUACCUUUAAGACAACUGGGUGCAGUUUUUAAUGUUAAUCUCUGAAUUUUGGACUCCUGUUAUUAGAACUGAUUGUAAAGAAGGUGAUUUUUAUAUGGUUGUUGAUAGAAAUUAAAAACUGCUAACUGCA
Messenger RNA from Austrofundulus limnaeus, 3273 nucleotides. RefSeq names its product tyrosine-protein kinase yes. The record is from RefSeq and is a predicted model, not a curated record. The transcript has 12 exons. The coding region runs from base 598 to 2256 and encodes 552 amino acids. Gene Ontology annotation, biological process: protein phosphorylation. Gene Ontology annotation, molecular function: protein binding; protein tyrosine kinase activity; ATP binding. Lineage: Eukaryota; Metazoa; Chordata; Actinopteri; Cyprinodontiformes; Rivulidae.